AUGCCCCCGAUCCCCAAGAACGUCAUCAUCACGGGCGCCGGCGGCCUCGUCGGCCCCCUGCUCGCCACGCGCCUCCUCAACGACCCCUCGUACCGCGUAGUCCUCACCGACCUAGUGGACCCAGUCGUCCCAUCCGGCGUCGCGCACCCGGAGAACGCGACGUGCCUCAAGGGCGACAUCACCUCCGCGUCCUUCGUGCAGUCCCUACUCGCGGCCGCGCAGCCGCUGUCGGCCAUCUUCAUCUUCCACGGCAUCAUGUCGGCCGGGUCCGAGGCCAACUUCGACCUGUCGCUGCGCGUGAACGUCGACAGCGUGCGUGGUUUGCUGUUAGCGCUGCGCGACACGAGCCCCGGCGUGCGCGUCGUCUACAGCAGCUCGCAGGCCGUGUACGGACAGCCGCUGCCGGCGGUAGUGACGGAUUCCGUGACGCCGACGCCGGAGGGGACAUACGGCGCGCACAAGCUGCUCACGGAGAUCUUCAUCAAUGACAUGCACCGCAAGGGGUACGUCGACGCCUUCAUCCUGCGCUUCCCGACCGUGGUCGUGCGCCCGGGGCUCCCCUCCAACGCCGCCUCGUCGUUCCUGUCCGGCAUGAUCCGAGAGCCCAUGAAGGGCGAGGAGUGCGUGAUCCCGCUGCGGGACCGCUCGUUCCGUUCCUUCAUCUGCUCGCCGAGCAGCCUGCAGGAGAACCUGGUGCGCGUGCUGCACAUGGACUCCGACAAGCUGCCGAGGCACAUCCGCCACAUCAAUAUCCCCGGCGUGUCGGUCUCGACGCAGGAGCUGAUGGACGGGCUGGCCAAGUAUGGCGGCGAGGACAAGCUGAAGUACCUGAGGGAGGAGACUAAUCCGGAGCUGGAGAGGAUAUUGCGGAGCUGGUCGCAGGACUUUGAUACGACUACGCCGCUGAAGUUGGGAUUGGUCAAGGAUGAGCGAGGUGAGGACCUUGUGAAGGAGUACAUUGACUCGCUGAAGAAGUAG
This is a messenger RNA of Anthostomella pinea, 978 nucleotides long. The record is from the annotation of a GenBank genome assembly. Lineage: Eukaryota; Fungi; Ascomycota; Sordariomycetes; Xylariales; Xylariaceae.